AUGUCGCCCUCUGGUCGCCUGUGUCUCUUCAUCACCGUUGGCCUGAUUCUCCCCACCAGAGGACAGAUAUCAAAUGAGGUCAUAACUCCAGCAGAUCCAGCAACUGAAAUCAUUGAUGUCCUUACUCCAGCCCUAGAUGAGGAACAAGGAAUGGAAGCAACACCGAAGCAGACAGAGACCCAGACUCAGCAAACGACAGAAACGGAGGUGCUUCUAACAACAGGUCAGGGGACAGACAAGAGCACGACACAAGGCUCUACGCCCUCCAAGACGAAAUCCCCUGCCAAUCCCACUCACGGCUCCACGCCCUCCAAGACACAAUCCCCAAGCAGGGACGAGAGGAGGGACUCCAUCCUCAGACAGCCUGGUUCAAAGGAGGAUGACCCCUUCUUCUAUGACGAGGACACUCUCCGGAAACGGGGGCUGAUGGUGGCAGCAGUGUUGUUCAUCACAGGCAUCGUCAUCCUCACCAGUGGCAAGUGCAGACAGUUGCCCCGAUUGUGCUGGAAUCGUGACAGAUGA
Messenger RNA from Rangifer tarandus platyrhynchus (Svalbard reindeer), 522 nucleotides. Lineage: Eukaryota; Metazoa; Chordata; Mammalia; Artiodactyla; Cervidae. The record is from the annotation of a GenBank genome assembly.